This is a messenger RNA of Neohortaea acidophila, 1531 nucleotides long. RefSeq names its product UbiA prenyltransferase family-domain-containing protein. Lineage: Eukaryota; Fungi; Ascomycota; Dothideomycetes; Mycosphaerellales; Teratosphaeriaceae. Gene Ontology annotation, biological process: heme biosynthetic process. Gene Ontology annotation, cellular component: mitochondrial membrane; mitochondrion. The coding region runs from base 21 to 1520 and encodes 499 amino acids. Gene Ontology annotation, molecular function: protoheme IX farnesyltransferase activity. The transcript has a single exon. The record is from RefSeq and is a predicted model, not a curated record.
CAUCGUCCUUCCAUUUUUUAAUGCUUUCUCGCGCGCCUUCAUUGGCGCUGCUCCGCUCCUUACAGACCUCGUCCAUAUGUUUCCGAUGCGCGAGGAGACUCGCCAACUCUGGCCAAGCCGCCACUCGGCCUCUCACCCGCAACGCUCAGAGGUAUCAGGGAACGAUAGCAAGAGAUGACAGCGCCAACAAGACAUUCUUCUGGGCCAAUGCUUUUAGAGAUGGAUCGAAGCGAAAUGCGUCCGGGUCUGAGGAGUCACAGGAGACUGCGUUGAGGUCAGAAGGAGCAAAAGUCGAGGCUCAGACAGUUCCGCUCUCUGCUGUGGCGGACCAACAGGCGACCGCGAGCACAGAGCCUCCGCAUCGUCGGAGAAAGCGUUUAAAGGCUGCGAGCAAUGCUCUCGCUACUGGAGACACACCUCUUCCUCCCGAUGCAUCCUCCAUUCUCUCCAGAGACGCAGCAGCAGCGCCGGCCAGAUCCUUUCGACGCGCUCUGUCCGUCUACCUCUCUCUUUCCAAACCCCGGCUGGCCUUUCUCAUCGUUCUUACAACGACCGCGUCGUACUCAAUCUACCCGGUCCCCGCUCUUCUGAGCACCACAGCCACCGCCGCCCCGUCUCUCAGCACUCUCACCCUCCUCUAUCUGACGUCCGGAACCUUUCUCACCAUCGCCUCUGCCAACACCCUCAACAUGCUGUUCGAACCGCAGCACGAUGCUAAGAUGAGCCGCACUCGAAAUCGACCUCUCGUCCGUGGCCUCGUCAGUAAGCGUGCGGCUCUAUUAUUCGCCCUUGCAACCGGUCUUGUCGGCACGGGCAUGCUCUGGUACGGCGUGAACCCCACCACAGCCAUGCUCGGAGCCGGCAAUCUUGCCUUGUACGCCUUUGCAUACACGCCAUUGAAACGCAUCCACCCCGUAAACACAUGGGUCGGUGCGGUCGUAGGCGCUGUGCCUCCUCUGAUGGGCUGGUGCGCCGCUGCCAGCCAAUACAGCCUCACGAACGCAUCCAACGCAACCUGGUCCUCCAUCUUCUCCGAAUCGAAAGAACUUCUCUUCACAGAACAAGCAAUCGGCGGCUGGCUGAUUGCUGCUCUCCUCUUCGCCUGGCAAUUCCCGCACUUCUUCGCCCUCUCUCACGGCGUGCGCAAUGAAUAUGCCGGCGCGGGGUACAAAAUGCUGAGCUCGUCCAACACGGCCAUGGCCACUCGGGUCUCUUUGCGAUACAGUCUAGCCAUGUUCCCGAUUUGUGCGGGCUUGAGCUACUAUCAAGUCACGGAUCCUGCGUUUGUGGCGACUAGCGGCGUUGUCAAUGCGUGGAUGUUGAGAGAAGCGGUCAGGUUCUGGCGGCACCAAGGAGAGCGCGGGUCUGCGCGGGCGCUGUUUUGGGCAAGCGUGUGGCAGCUGCCGAUUGUGCUUGUGCUUGCUAUGGUGCAGAAGAAGGGCCUUUGGAACAGGCUGAUCGGAGGUGCGGACGCCGAACCUGAGGAUGAUGAAUUGUGGGAUGAAGAUGAAGAGGAGUAGACAAGAUAUGU